AUGAUGCCGGGCGUCGUCGAGGUGCCGGCGGCGCCGCAAUUUCGUCGCGAGUUCAACGUUGGACAACAGAAGGUGCAUCUUGAGAUCGAUUUCGCGAACAAAAGCCUGAGGGGAAGCACGGAUAUUACGAUCUACCCAAGCCGUCUGGACCUACGCUCGGUCCAUCUCAACUUUCGACAAGGCGAGAUCAAGCGGCUCACGGUCAACAACAAACCAGCGACGUUGAAAUACGUUGACCCUUACGACGGUCUUCACCUAUACGGGCCUCACUAUCACGAGCGCUUAACGCGCAAAGUCGACGGGUUACUGAAGAUUCCACCGGAUCCUCAGAUCGAGAUUUCCAUUCCCAAGAAUGUCCACAUCCGAGAAUUGGAUGCGAGAUCUACCGAGGCCCGUGAACGAAUUGCGCUACAGAGUACAGGAGAUGAUGUUGAUGGGCCUUCAGGGAGCAAGGCCCCGGAUAGCAACCUGCCGCAGUUUUCAGCCCUUACUCUGCACAUUGAGUUUGUGAUUGAACGAAUUCGUGAUGGGCUGCAAUUCGUGGGCGUCGACAGUGGAGAUCGCCGUUAUCCCCAUGCCUACACGACAAACUCUCAGGAGUCAAGCGUCGGAUGUCCCCUCUUCCCAUGUGUGGACGAUCCCUCGUCUCGCUGUGCCUGGGAGAUUUCAAUCUCGUGUCCCGCUUCCCUUGGCGACCUGUUUGACCGCAAGGGCGCUAGCUCUGUGUCGCGGACAAAGGCCAACAGUCGAUACAUUUCCGCCGACGAUGGGGCUUUGGACAUGUCUGUCGUAUGUUCGGGUGAACUGACAGACGACAUUACGGAUCCCAAAGACUCCACGCGAAAGACUGUGUCUUUUGCAUGUUACACACCACUCUCGGCGCGACAAAUUGGAUUCGCAGUCGGUCCCUUCGAAUACGUCAACCUUGCAGAUUUCCGUGAAAGUGAUCAAGAUGAGCAGCUGGGUCAAAACGCCAUCCCGGUCCAUGCAUUUUGCCUUCCCGGUCGAGCUGAUGAAGUGCAAAAUACCGGGUUCCCUAUGGCCCAGGCUAUCGAUUUCUUCUCGCUGUCCUAUGGUUCAUACCCUUUUUCCAGCUACAAGAUGUGUUUUGUGGAUGAUGUGGCAACCGAAACACUCCCGUCCGCUGGAAUGAGCAUCUGCAGCAGCCAUUUGCUGUUUCCCAGUGACAUUAUCGACCCAAUGUACGAUGCAACACGCUGUCUCGUACAUGCCCUGGCUUGCCAAUGGAGUGGUAUCAACAUCAUACCAUGCGAACCCGCGGAUACGUGGGUGACUGUUGGAGUCGCGUGGUUCAUCACUGAUACCUUCAUGAAGAAAUUAUGUGGAACCAACGAGUAUCGUUACAGACUGAAACAGAUGUCUGACCGAAUAUGCGACCUGGACUAUGAGCGUCCGUCGAUCUACGAUAUGGGCAAUUUCUUGAAGAUUGACCCAUCAGAGUACCAAUUCAUUGCCCUUAAAGCCCCGCUGGUGCUUUUCAUUCUUGAUCGUCGACUUACAAAAGCAAGCGGCAAGGCAACAAUGUCUCGCAUCAUCUCUCGGCUCUUUCUCAACUCUCGCAUGGGUGAUAUUCCUAACAGUGCCGUGACGUCUGCCAUGUUCCAAAGGCUAUGCGAGCGAUUCGGUCACGCGAAGCUGGACAUAUUUUUCAGCCAAUGGGUGUAUGGCGCAGGCUGUCCACGUUUUCAAGCUACGCAACGUUUCAAUAAGAAAAAGUUGGUCGUUGAAAUGAUGAUUCGUCAGGUUCAAUCCGACCAAACUGCCGCCCGCGAUCUUGACAAGGAUGCGUUCCUCCGUGAUGUCAAGGAGGAGAUUCGUCAUGUGUACGCUGGGCCUAUUCAGCCUGUCUUCACUGGCUCCAUGACCAUUAGAAUUCACGAAGCUGACGGAACCCCAUAUGAGCACAUCGUCGAGAUCAAAGAGGGCGUCACGAAAUUCGAUAUCCCGUACAAUACCAAAUACAAGCGCCUCAAACGCAACAAAAAGCAGCGGGAGCGUGCGGUGGCGGCGGGUGACGCAGAAACACAAGAAGAAGUUCUUUUGUACUGCCUCGGCGACGUACUCCAGACAGAAGAAGAAACUCAAGCUUGGCGUCUGGCCGAUUGGACAAAAGAGGACGAGGAGCGUAUGGGGCAAGAGUCAUACGAGUGGAUUCGCAUGGACGCGGACUUUGAAUGGAUUUGCAAAUUGUCUCUGGGCAUGCCAGGCUACAUGUAUCUGUCCCAGCUCCAGCAAGACAGAGAUGUUGUCGCUCAGCUUGAGUCUCUCCAGUACAUGGCAGCACAGCGGGAGCACCCUUUGAUCUCUACCAUUUUCGCCCGUACCCUGAUGGAUAGCCGUUACUUCCACGGAAUUCGCGUUACUGCAGCAAAGGCGCUUGUCAAACAUGCCAAGGACGAGGUCGACUGGAUCGGAUUGCAUCACUUGGAAAAAGCGUUCCAAGAGCUAUUCUGCUUACCUGGAUCACCGAUGACGCGCUCCAAUGACUUCUCUAAUCGCGCAGCCUACAUCUUACAGCAGGUCAUACCUGACGUGAUUUCUCAAGUUCGUGACAACAGCGGCAAAACGCCCCUUCGAGUCAAGCGCUUUCUAUUCGACAAGUUGAAGUUUAAUGACAACUCGAAUAAUGAGUUUUCCGAUAACUAUUAUGUCUCUUCUCUCAUGCACUCACUCUGUCAUGCCCUUCUCGGGAGGACCGAGUCUCGACCCGAAGACGAGCUAUCUCAUUUUGAUAUGGAGCGCGUCAUCGAGGCACAAGCCGAAGAGCAGCUGGAAAAGGAUGCGAUCGCCGAAUUUGACCGCUACAGACGGAUGGAUGAAUGGUCAAGUUCAUUCCAGAAUUUGUACUCUCGCGCAGCGCUGCAGUGCCAAUUACGGCUGAUGAAAGCGAACGUCCUUGAAGUGGACCUGAUGCGCUUUGUUUCAUACACACGUUCAGGGACGUUCGACCUGCUUCGCGUGCAGGCUUUUGAGUGCCUUGUCGAGCUCGACAUUGCCCAGCACCCUGAAUUACUUCGCUGGUUGAUGUACACCAUGACAAGCGACUCAUCUGCCUACAUUCGUCACCAUUGUCAACGACUCUUUGGGCGAGCCUUGGCCCAGUUAGCCUUUGGGACAACUCAACCCGUUCAAACGGUUCAAACUGGAGGCUUGAUCAUCGAGCAAGAAUCAUCAACCGAGGUCCGUCAAGCUGAUCUGGCGCGCCGACAAACAGUGCCUGGUGCCAUCGAGGCUCUGAAACGAGAACUCGCCACCGAGCCGUCCCUACGCGAAUAUAUGUGGGCCGCAUGCAACUCAGCCAAUCUUGGCAUCCUGGAGCUAUCAGAGCUCACAGACGUCUGUAGUGUUCUCUUCGAAUCGAUCACGUCCAAAAUGGUCAAAUUGAGGUACCCUCGCUUCUGGAAGGUUCAGAACAUGGGACGUGGCCAGCUCCGAUUCUACAGGUCGAGCGAGUUCCGAACGAGCCUUGGUUCUUCGAAAGAUGGCGCCAAGCGCAAGCGCGAUGAGCAGGGUAUGCAGCCCCCUGCUCCGCGCAUCACCUUUAAACACUCAAAGACAGCUCUGACCCCGAGCACUCCAUCUACUCCCUCGGCUCUGCCAAAGAUCUCGAUCCCGAACACUCUCCCUCGCCCAGCUACAACUACGCCAAUGUCUGCCACUCCGUCAACGCCAGCCGGUGGCGGAGGGCUGAAAUUGAAGCUCAAAUUUGGACAAAAGAAAUAG
Molecule: messenger RNA, 3744 nt
Organism: Penicillium diatomitis
Lineage: Eukaryota; Fungi; Ascomycota; Eurotiomycetes; Eurotiales; Aspergillaceae
Product: transcription initiation factor TFIID subunit TAF2
Exons: 2
Coding region: 1-3744 (1247 amino acids)
Biological process (GO): transcription initiation at RNA polymerase II promoter
Cellular component (GO): transcription factor TFIID complex
Molecular function (GO): RNA polymerase II general transcription initiation factor activity; transcription cis-regulatory region binding; chromatin binding
Source: RefSeq, a predicted model, not a curated record